AUGUUCCGCGAGAGCUUGUUUGGCGUGGCUCUUGCAGCCACGCUGGCAGAGCUGGAAUCCGUCUGUUUUCUUAGCGAGGGGCAAAAAGAGGAGUUGUGGGACAUCUUUGACAUCGCCAUGGAUCGAACACUGGCGGAGUCACCUGUCACGUCCCAGCUGCGUGUCUUCUCGCCGGCUCCGGCAAUUAAUAAGAGACAAACUAGAAUGGGUGGUAACGAUGGCGUUGAGGUUUCGGCGGAGCUGUCCACUAAACCGACGAAGAUGAUGUUCCCUUUUGUUGCAUUGCCGCCAUCUUCACCAGCGACGUCGCUCCCGCGCUGCGAUGUACUAAACGAUGGUGUGGCAUACCCCAUUUACCGUGUUAAGGAUGGCAUUUGGACAAUUCUUCUUAAGUCGCCCACCCUGGAGGUAAAGGACGGUGCCGGAAAGUGCGAGACAAUUUACCUUGACUAUCUUAAGGUGCACCUCAAGGAUGUCCAACCGAAAGAAGGCCCUAAGAAAACAGCAGCCGGAAAAAAGCGGAAGCGUUAA
Messenger RNA from Trypanosoma rangeli, 531 nucleotides. RefSeq lists its product as uncharacterized. The coding region runs from base 1 to 531 and encodes 176 amino acids. The transcript has a single exon. The record is from RefSeq and is a predicted model, not a curated record. Lineage: Eukaryota; Euglenozoa; Kinetoplastea; Trypanosomatida; Trypanosomatidae.